AGGUUGUAAGAUACAUGUUGCAGUAGUUAUUGUUUGCAGUUUUUUGAUACUUUCUUGUUAUUUUUUGCGCUACCUUGAUUUUGCUUGCUUAACAUUGCAGUAUGUUUCCCGACACUAAUAAUAGCAAACAAAUGGCAGAACAAUUUGGUGGGGAAUCAAAAGGUCGAAGAAAAAGUAGUGGCUUGUCCAGAAACCCUAGUUAUGGCUCGCAGAACAAUUUGUACAGGGCCAGAUCCUUACAAAGAAUCGCCGACGAAAAAAGAGCAAAAAAGGUUCGGUUUUAUCGAAAUGGUGAUAAUUUUCACACCGGACUUGUGUACGCUGUUUCCACCACACGUUUCCGUACAUUUGAAGCAAUGCUUAUUGAUCUUACCAACCGUCUUGCUGAUAAAGUACAUCUGCCUCAUGGUGUUAGGGUUGUGUUCUCUUUAGAUGGGGCGCGGAAGAUUGAAACUAUACAAGAACUUGAACAUGGUGAAAGCUAUGUAUGUGCUUCAUCAGACAUGUUUAAACGUCUUGAAUACGGACGUAACACCAACCCUAGCUGGUGUGUAAAUGUUCGAACGGGUAGUUCUGCGUCACUUAGACUUCGACAACAAGAGAAAAACGGAGGAUGGUUCAUGGAGGACAUGAGGAGCUGUGUGAGCCACGAGUCGCUCUGCAGGAAUCUUCCCCUAGAGCGGGAGAGCCGGGACUUCAUCAAACCAAAGCUCGUCACCAUUAUAAGGAGUGGAGUAAAGCCCCGAAAAGCGGUUCGAAUUCUGCUGAACAAGAAAACUGCUCAUUCUUUGGAACAAGUUUUAAAUGAUGUAACAAAAGCAAUUAAGCUUGACACUGGUGCUGUGAGGAAGGUGUAUACUCUGCAAGGCAAGCAGGUUCAAAGUCUGCAAGAUUUCUUCGGUAACGACGAUAUAUUCAUCGCAUAUGGACACGAGAAACUUUCCCAAGAUGAUUUUGACAUUGAUGCAGAUGAAGCGAAAUUCAUUCGCCCUUAUUCAUCACAAACUGCCCGUACGCCUCGUGUUACAUUACAAAGAAAAGGCAGCGCCCGUCUCAACCGAACCGCGGAUUUUCCAACAUCGCCACAAGGCAAGGCCGCACCUCGUCGGGCACAAUCACUACGGAUCUCACCCACGCAUCAUAAGAAACCGCUGUCCUUGCAUAGCGGCAGUAUGCUGGAAAUGGACACGUCGCCUUACCCGCAGCAAAUCCAUGAACGUUACGAAGUUGCUGAGAUAAUUGGUGAUGGAAACUUCGCUGUUGUACGUGAGUGCGUGGAAAGAUCGACCGGACGUAAAUUCGCACUCAAGAUUAUAGACAAAGCGAAAUGUGUCGGCAAGGAAUACAUGAUUUUCAAUGAGGUUUCCAUCUUACGUCGUGUGAAACAUCCGAACGUGGUUCGUCUUCUGCAGGAUUUCGAUCUGAAGUCGGAGAUCUAUUUGGUUAUGGAGCUAGUCAACGGUGGGGACUUGUUUGGUGCAAUUUCUUCAGCAUCCCGAUACACGGAGAGAGAUGCGAGUGGUAUGCUGCAUAACUUGGCCAGCGCACUUGCUCAUUUGCAUAAACUGCGGAUCGUUCACCGCGACAUUAAGCCUGAGAAUCUACUGGUUUGCGAGUAUGAAGACGGCAGCAAAGCAUUGAAACUUGCCGACUUUGGUCUCGCAACCACAGUCACUGGACCAUUAUACACAGUGUGUGGGACACCUACUUAUGUUGCACCCGAAGUCAUAGCACAAACUGGGUAUGGUGUAAAAGUCGACGUGUGGGCAGCUGGUGUCAUAAUUUACAUUCUUCUGUGUGGUUUUCCUCCUUUUCGAUCUGAGGCAAACCACCAAGAAAAAAUUUUCGACGCCAUCUUGGCCGGGGAGCUCGACUUUCCACCAGAGCAUUGGAAACAUAUUUCAGAAUCAGCUUGCCAGUUAAUCAGAGCUACUCUGCAUAUGAACCCCAAGCUUCGAUUCUCAGCUGAGCAGAUUCUACGACACCCAUGGGUUGCAGAAGACACUGCGUUGGACAGAGACAUGAAAAAAGCUGUGUCCAACAAAUUGUUGACUUUCCAUCCAACUUCACCUGAUGAACUUUCACCAACUAAAGAACGAAAGAAGAGAGUUAACCUCGGUGGUCGAGUAUUAGCUAACUAUGCAAGAUGACCGAAAAAGUAAGGUAGAGCACGUAGAACGUGUUAAAAGCUCACUGCUUUAGAUAAGAACGACCGCAUGAUGGCGUCAUUGCAGCCAACGGCGUCCGAUGAUGCGCCACAAGAGGGCGCUGGCCUCAACGACGAUUGCCCCAUUUCCCCGGAGUACGAUUCCCCAGACGCGUUUUAAAAUACCACCUUUUCUUUAUCCUAUCACAGCUUAACCCAAAACUAACGCAACAACGCCUUCACAACAUGACAUAACAGCAUAGCCGCCGUGGAUCUAAAUGCCUUCGCCCGAGCUGAAUAAGACGUAUAUCUUAGGAAUUAAAAGCCUACAUUAUGACUGCUACUUUCAUAUAUCGCUUUCCGCCUGCGCAAGCAAUUCGUUUUUUAUUUUUUCGUAACUGUGAUGUUGUACCGUUUUCAGUAUUCGUUCCUCGUAUAAGCAUACCGUGACCACUGUUGUUUAAUAGUUGUAUGUAAAGACAUCUAGUUGCUCUCGCAUUGCACAUAUUUUCUUACGCGUCUGUACUACGAACAACAUACCUUCUUUAGAUGCUACCCAAGCCUUCAUUUUUUAGAACAAACGAGAUGCUAAAUUAUAUAGCAUAUGCAUCCUUUUUGCUUUAGACUGCCCUUAGUUUUUGUUCGAUGCAUGACACAACUAGUUGUAUUCGCCAUAUAUAGUCAUUGUUUCGCUUAAAUUAGUCGUUGUGCUAGUAUAUCUCUUUAGUAUCUACGUAAUUGGUCCGAGUUUGACUUCAUACGUUUAUCAUGCAUGGAGAUUUAAUUUCUUGUACUUUGCGAGUAACAAAUAAAUAACAGCAUUGGCAUCUUUAAA
This is a messenger RNA of Ciona intestinalis (vase tunicate), 2981 nucleotides long. RefSeq names its product serine/threonine-protein kinase DCLK2. Gene Ontology annotation, biological process: protein phosphorylation; intracellular signal transduction. NCBI's taxonomy places the organism in Eukaryota, Metazoa, Chordata, Ascidiacea, Phlebobranchia, Cionidae. The record is from RefSeq and is a predicted model, not a curated record. Gene Ontology annotation, molecular function: ATP binding; protein kinase activity.